Messenger RNA from Brienomyrus brachyistius, 969 nucleotides. It is a transcript of the gene pdzk1ip1, whose product is annotated as PDZK1 interacting protein 1. The transcript is spliced from 4 exons. The coding region runs from base 123 to 548 and encodes 141 amino acids. Lineage: Eukaryota; Metazoa; Chordata; Actinopteri; Osteoglossiformes; Mormyridae. The record is from RefSeq and is a predicted model, not a curated record.
GAUGUGCUUAUCUAUUCAGCACGUACUCUGCCAUCACUCGGCUGUCUGUUUACCUUCAGAGGGGUGCUGUGUGGACAAUGAUUGACCGGGGAACUGGGAAGGUCUAGGAGAAGAAACGGCAGAUGAUUCCUCUCCACUCUCUGAGGCGCGUCUGUGCUGCUCGGACGAUUAUUUCUGACUUUGGUCUUCCGCAAGACAGUCUGGAGAUCAUGAUGAAGGCCACCACUGCUGUCCCGCUCCUGCUUUUGCUGCUGCAGGGGAGAGCCACAGCCCAGGAAGACAGGGAGCAGCGGGUGCUGAAGCCCUGGAUGACCGGGAUAAUGGCAGUGACCGUCUUCCUCUUCCUGGUUUUCGUGGUCUUCCUUGUGAAGAAGGCGUGGUGCGGGGACUCCAGUAAUGAGGAGGAAGCGGCCCAGGGCAAAGACUACAGCAGGACUAACGACUCCAUGUGCAACACGAACCUGAAUAUGGUCAGGAGUGAUGAAUAUGACAAUGCCUUUGAUAACAUAGCUGCAGAGGGGAAGGGAGUGAUCAUCACCGCCAUGUGACACCCAGCCACCAAUAGGGGCUUACUGUCCGUCAGCCCACCUGACCACUGUCUCCCAGUGUGUCUCGCUGUCUUUGGUACAAGUGCCGCUACUUAGCAUAUAUCUAACAGUUUUGCCUGGUGCUGGUGGCAGACUGAGGAAGCAGAAAUCUGUAGGUUUUGGCAAACAGCGAAACCCCAGCCGAAGACGACUGAAAACCACACCGACGACACAGGAGAGUCACAGCUUAACACAGCUAAAAUAUCCCUCAUCGAAUCUCUCGUUCUUUUUAAAUGCAGUGUGUUGGUGAUCUAAUAGCACUGAGUUACUGUUCUUGUGCAAUUUUGUCUAUUUUUUUAUAUGUUGAAAUUCACUUAUUCUAUUUCUGUGAGAAAACCAGUCUUUGACCACGGCAUUAAAGGUUAAACGCGUGCACACCUCA